UCUCAGUUUCAGAAGUGAAACAAGCUAGAAGCACAUUACAUUUGUCAUUAGUACUUAAGACUGACGACCAUAAGGAGCAAACGCGGAUAGAAAUAGACAGAAAAUAAGAGGACUGUCGUUCUGUGUCAUGUUGGCUGAAAGUUUCCUCCGAUUGCUGCCUUACACGGAGGAGAGAAAGUCUGACUCCAAGAAACAGAGAUCACAGACUCCCUGUACGGACCCCUUUAGAAGCUGUAUCCUCUCUGAGUCGAUCUCCACAGACCUAGAGGCAGAAUCCGUGGAAACAGCUCUAAACCAGGAUGAACUAGAUCCCAACCAAUUCCAGGGCCUGAAAGUGUUGCCUCAAGGUCCUCUAAGCCUCUCAAUCCCUGGGUGUCCCCCGGUCCUCACCCUUGACCCUGACCUCACAGUGGGCUUAGAGGACUGUAGCCUCCUGGAGCAGUACCCAGACCUGCAGGUGGCCGAAAGUGGUCGCAUCUCCCACAACACACGCAAUAUCCCCCAACACAAGGACAACUCCUGGCAUAAUCCAAAAUGGCCACAAGGCAAUCAUGUCUCUAUACCGGACCAGGGGUAUCUGGUCAUGGGGGCCAGUGUGGACGUCAGCAUGGAUCUGCCCGGGUCAGGGUUGGAGCCGAUGUCUAACUCGGUUCUGAACGGGCUUCUGGAGAAACAGCUGGAGGAGGUGUACAUGCAGCAUCUGACUGACAACUUGGCUCGAUGUCACUCCAACCUGGGGAACAGCCUUCUGCACGGCCUGGUGCCUCUGCCUGGGACCCAGCCUCAGGGGCUAGACUCACUGGAGGCCAGUCUGGAGCAGGGAUCAGGCGGGGACGUUGGCAAGAAGAUGAGUUAUCUGAGCACGCAGAACUUAAAUCCCUGCUCGUCCAACUUCAGCUCCCCGGUGCUGAGGAUUUCAGAGGCUGACGAUACUUAUCUGCAAUGAACGCAAUCACGCAUGCAAAAUAAUGAAAUGUGACACUCCAAUGUAUUUUUUUGCACCUCUUACCUCCAAGUUUGCAUACAACCAAAUGCAACUGAAACAUGACAAACAAGUGCAGUUCCGUAAAUCAAUGGCUGCUUUUAUUUUGGUUUACCUUUGUUUACUUGCUUGAUAAAAUAUGCUUUAAAUGUACCUGCUCUUAUGUGCCAUCUGCUGUCAGCUUUUAGGAACUGCACCUAUUUUAAGGCAAAGUCUAAUCCAGUGAUAUAUUUAGAUUUACACUGCACAUUGAAUUUGCCUUGUAAAUAUUGACUUGGUGCAUUUAGAUUUAAUUCUGUUGUUUUUUUAUUAGCUGGUAGUGGCAUGUUUGGGAAAAAAAAGUUGUGCCCCUAUGUCUUGAUUGUAAGUGAUGUGGGUCUCAAUACUAUUUGGAAAUACAUGACAUGUAUUAAAUGAUUAAGUAACAUUGGUUGACUGUCUAAUUUGUAUGAUUACUUGUAAACACACGUCAACAUAUGGAUUUUGUUAAAAAUAAAGUCAGAGUGUUAUUUAAAUUUUUA
Eleginops maclovinus (Patagonian blennie) is the source of this 1503-nucleotide messenger RNA. RefSeq lists its product as uncharacterized. Gene Ontology annotation, biological process: regulation of toll-like receptor signaling pathway. Lineage: Eukaryota; Metazoa; Chordata; Actinopteri; Perciformes; Eleginopidae. The coding region runs from base 128 to 946 and encodes 272 amino acids. The record is from RefSeq and is a predicted model, not a curated record. The transcript has 2 exons.